AUGGCGGGUGCCGGCCGCGUCUGGCGGCUCGGAGCGCUGCUGUUGCCGCCAGCCUGGCGGCUGCGGGCCCCGGGACGAGCCUUCGGCGCCGCGGCGGGACGGGGAGGCAGCAGCGGCGGCCGCCUGGUGCUGGGCGCUGCGUUCGCUCUGGGCGGCACCGCCGGGCUGUGCCUGGCGGCGCGGCAGCGCCUGCGGGAGCACUCGGCCGCUGAGCUGCCUGCAGGGAGCCUGCAGCUCACUCUCUACCAGUAUAAAACAUGUCCUUUCUGCAGCAAAGUCCGAGCUUUUCUUGAUUAUCAUGGACUGCCCUAUGAAAUUGUGGAAGUGAACCCAAUCAUGAGAAAAGAGAUCAAAUUCUCUUCCUACAGAAAGGUGCCCAUCCUGCUAGCCAAUGCUGGGAGCCCUCUGCAAUUGAACGACUCCUCGGUGAUAAUCAGUGCAAUAAAGACCUAUCUUGUUUCCAGGAGGAAUAGCUUAGAAGAAAUCGUGUCCUUUUAUCCACCUGUUAAAACAGUGACUGAAAAAGGCAAGGAGGUGGUUGAGUAUGAGAAUAAGUACUGGCUCAUGCUGGAUGAGAAGGAGACCAAAAGAGUCUAUCCUGUCAAAGAAGUGAGAGUGGAAGAAAUGAAGUGGAGAAAGUGGGCAGAUGAUUGGCUUGUUCACCUCAUCUCCCCCAAUGUUUACCGCACCCCCAAAGAAGCCUUGGCGUCUUUUGAUUACAUCGUGCGUGAGGGGAAGUUUGGCACCUUGGAAGGUCUCUUUGCCAAAUACGUGGGGGCUGUUGCCAUGUUCUUCGUUAGCAAGAGGCUGAAGAAAAGACACCAGCUUCGAGAUGAUGUCCGAGAAGAUUUGUAUCAAGCAGUUAACGAGUGGGUGAAAGCUGUUGGCAAAAAUCGACUGUUCAUGGGUGGGAACCAGCCAAACCUUGCUGACCUGGCAGUGUACGGGGUACUCCGGGUCAUGGAAGGGCUGGAAGCCUUUGAUGACAUGAUGGCUCACACCAAUAUUCAGCCUUGGUACCAGCGCAUGGAAGAAGUCAUUGAAAAAACUGGAGUUGCAAUCUGAUGCCAGCUGCAGCUGCCUCCCUGAAGUACUUGCAUGGUGAAAACUUCAGAAGAAAUGGCUUUUAUUUUAGCGUUGACUGGUCACACCUAAUGGACUGACUUGUGGGCACAGAGACCACCCUGUUCAGAACAUCAAGUUGCUGUGAGAGAAGGGUUCAGUUGGGUGUUUGUAGAAGAAUGGGGACAGGUAAAAGAAAGAGAUUUUGGAUGCUGCUGGAAAGGAGACGCUCUGAACUGAAGAAUGCAAUGAAAAGGCUUCUUUCAGAUAAGAGACACCCUCAGAGCAGGUUACUGUAAGAGCAAGAUGCUCUUGGCUGGUGUUAGGGCUGUGUCAGAUGUGGUAGGCCUGACCAGCUUUUGCCUCAGGCUGUCUUCUGCUAUCAUCCAUGUCACCUGAAGUGUUUUCCUAACUAAGACACUGGAUACUGGUUUUUAAGUGACAAUAUUUCCUGCAAUAGCAUCUUGUAAACCUAGUGCUAAGGGAACUGGAGGAAUCUGCAGUGCUGGAGAAGGCACCCUUCCUCUGACAGCAGCAAGGCAUCUGCUUUCACUCUUCCAUGUAAACGGUUCUCUCAGGAUUUGAUUCUGUACGGUCUGCAAGGAUAAAGGCUGGCUUUAUUCUGUC
This is a messenger RNA of Melozone crissalis (California towhee), 1689 nucleotides long. RefSeq names its product prostaglandin E synthase 2 (gene PTGES2). NCBI's taxonomy places the organism in Eukaryota, Metazoa, Chordata, Aves, Passeriformes, Passerellidae. Gene Ontology annotation, cellular component: mitochondrion. The record is from RefSeq and is a predicted model, not a curated record. The transcript has 7 exons. Gene Ontology annotation, molecular function: prostaglandin-E synthase activity. The coding region runs from base 1 to 1065 and encodes 354 amino acids.